UAAUUAAUUUGUUUUAUGAUAACAAUAUAGUAUCACAAAGGACAAACUCGGCACUCGUUUGGGUGAUAGGAUCAGAUUCUGUGAGACUGGAAGCGUGUACUGUGAAUCACAUUACAAUAUCGUGAUUUAAGUGAUUCGACGUUUUGACACACCUUACUCCUAGUUAUAAAUUAGUCCUUUAACGAAUUUGUCAUAUUUCAAGUUUUGUAUUUACUACAUUAUUUAUGAUCUCAAAAUCUUAUCUCUGCCUUUUAAACAGACACAGCUUCACUUUUCUUAGAGCAACCGCGGCACGUACCGGAAGCCACCCGUGGACCGUACCUCGUUAUUGCGCGACCGGCCAACGGAACAUGGCGACACUGCCGGAAGUCGUCUCGACGUUGAAGAAGAUGGCGCCGCUGUCCCUUGCGGAGUCUUGGGACAAUGUCGGUUUGUUGGUGGAACCGGACGUCCGGAAAUCUGUCAGCCGCGUUUUCCUCACCAACGAUCUCACCGAGGACGUGCUGGAGGAAGCCGUGAGCGUUGACGCCGAUCUCAUCGUUUCCUACCAUCCGCCGGUGUUCGCUCCGUUCAAAAGAAUUACUUCGGACGCCUGGAAGAGUCGUAUCGUAAGCCGUUGUCUUGGCCGAGGAAUCGCAAUAUAUUCCCCUCAUACUUCAUGGGAUGCCGUAGAAAAUGGUUUAACCGAUUGGUUGAUAAGUUGUUUUGACGGUGUGGUGUCUACAAUACAACCGCUGAGCAUAAAUCCAGAAUUUAGCCACGUCGUUACUUUAUCGGCGUCACGGAGCGAUAAUACUCCUUUGGGUGGAAAAGAAAUCAUAACCAUCGUGGAAUCAUCAGAAUUUUUUGCCGGCGUACACUUCAAAAUUAUAAGCCACAACGAUUCUCAACUUCAACUGUUAUGCAAUUCGAGUUCUCUAGUGACGCUGGAUAAAGUUGCUAAGUCUUCAAAAUGCAACCUUUUUUUUCACGCCAACAAAAAUGAAUCGUUGCCGUCGUGUUCUACGGGCUCCGGUCGCCGUUGUCAAUUUAAACACGGACUGACCAUCAGUGCUGCCGUUGAAAAGAUCAAACGUCAUUUAGGCGUCGACAAUUUAAUGAUAGCUCUAGCCAGAGGAUCGACAUUAGAAUCGACGAUCUGCUCGGCCGCGGCGGUGGCCGGUUCGGGUGCGUCCGUUUUGCGCGGCUGCGACGCCUGCUUGUACUUGACCGGCGAAAUGUCUCACCACGACGUGCUGGACGCCGUGCACAACGGGGUGACGGUUGUGCUGGCCAAUCACAGCAACACCGAGCGGAGCUACCUGAACGUGUUCGCCCACCGACUGCUGGCGGAGAUGCCCCAGUUGAACGUUCACGUUUCGAAAGUCGACCGAGAUCCGUUGGUGUUUGUUUGAACACCAUAAAUAAUAUUACAUUGUACAUUAUAAUAAUAUACAAACGUACACGAUA
Myzus persicae (green peach aphid) is the source of this 1449-nucleotide messenger RNA. It is a transcript of the gene Ciao1, whose product is annotated as probable cytosolic iron-sulfur protein assembly protein Ciao1. Bases 225 to 1394 code for a protein of 389 amino acids. NCBI's taxonomy places the organism in Eukaryota, Metazoa, Arthropoda, Insecta, Hemiptera, Aphididae. Gene Ontology annotation, molecular function: protein binding. The transcript has 7 exons. The record is from RefSeq and is a predicted model, not a curated record. Gene Ontology annotation, cellular component: mitochondrion; cytoplasm; cytosolic [4Fe-4S] assembly targeting complex. Gene Ontology annotation, biological process: iron-sulfur cluster assembly.